AUGCAUUUCAUCCGUCUACCAGGUCUUCAAAACACAUCACAUCGUCGGUUCAAGAAAAGAUGCGAUGCGAACGAUGCGAAAUACCUGCCUGAUUUUGAUACGAAAACCAUGACGCCUGCUUCCUCUGGGUUUUCCAACACCCGACGUCUUACAGACUCUUACGUCGUACUUCAUGGAAUCAUUAAUGAACGAGAUGAGUAA
Messenger RNA from Botrytis deweyae, 201 nucleotides. RefSeq lists its product as uncharacterized. The transcript is spliced from 2 exons. Bases 1 to 201 code for a protein of 66 amino acids. The record is from RefSeq and is a predicted model, not a curated record. Lineage: Eukaryota; Fungi; Ascomycota; Leotiomycetes; Helotiales; Sclerotiniaceae.